ACCCACCCUGCCACUAUAGGCUAUAUAAAAAAGUGUCUGCUUGUAGGAUAACUCUUGUGUGAAGGUAGCGUCGCAGCAUCUGGUCAUUUUUUGCAAUUUCAUUUUAAAAUAUUUAAGUUUCAUAAUGGAAACAACCAAAGUGAUGUUUCAAGUGGUCGUGUUAAUGUUUGCAGUGGUCUCUCAAGUAUCAACUGCAGAUUACAGCGGGGAAGAUAGGAGAGGCCAAUCUUUCCUUGGAGUUGACCACAGCUUUUCGAAGUUUGUCGGGGCCGACUUGCGUGGCAGCAACUUCAUCGGGGCAAAUUUCAGUUUUUCCGACUUUGGGGGUUCCGACUUUCGAGGGUGUGAUUUUAACGGAUGCAUCUUCAGCGUUUCUGACUUCGGAGGUGCUUUGUUCUCAGGUUCCCACUUCCGAGGGUCAGACUUCUCAUUCUCAGAUUUCUCCGGAAGCGACUUUUCAGGCUCAGAGUUCACAGGGUCAGAUUUCACCCAUUCGAAAUACAACGGGGCAGAUUUUACCGGCUCCUCAUUCCGUGGAUCAACGUUUGCUUCAUCUGCAUUCAACAGCUCCGACUUCAGCGGUUCCGAGUUUCUUGGAUCGAGUUUCGCAACAUCCGAGUUUAUUGAUGGUGAUUUUUCCGGAUCCACUUUUGUCAACUCCGAAUUUACUGGAAAAAAUUUCGUCAAAGAAAGGCCAUAAAUGUGCCUAUUUGAAUGAAUGUCGUGUAUAUAUUUCACUUACAAACAUUUCAAACAAAGUUUCUUUGUAUUGCAGUUACAAAACCGUAACGUUUAAUGUUUCUUUUAUACAAUUCUCAAUCAUAAAAAUGUUGAAAUAUUAAACUUUGUAAAAUUCGAAAUGCUUAUAUACAUUUCUAUCUGCGUCAACUGCAGCGUAAUAACUGUAAAAGCCCCAAUAAACAUAAUGUGACAAUGAUAAUACUAUGUUCGUACUUACAAACGACACUCGUCAUGUUUACACGUUCUUUAAAGUGUAUUGCUAUGAGCAGAGUCUUGUUAUCUAAAUAGUAAAUACAAUACACAGUUCGCUGCUGA
Molecule: messenger RNA, 1056 nt
Organism: Ciona intestinalis (vase tunicate)
Lineage: Eukaryota; Metazoa; Chordata; Ascidiacea; Phlebobranchia; Cionidae
Source: RefSeq, a predicted model, not a curated record